Messenger RNA from Parasteatoda tepidariorum (common house spider), 3235 nucleotides. RefSeq names its product histidine ammonia-lyase. Gene Ontology annotation, cellular component: cytoplasm. Gene Ontology annotation, molecular function: histidine ammonia-lyase activity. NCBI's taxonomy places the organism in Eukaryota, Metazoa, Arthropoda, Arachnida, Araneae, Theridiidae. The record is from RefSeq and is a predicted model, not a curated record. Gene Ontology annotation, biological process: L-histidine catabolic process.
UUUAAACGGAUUCUGGAAUCAACUAACACAACUAAACUUCCCUACUCCCUUCUAUGUAAUGUCCAUGUAAUCGUUCAACUUUCUCAAUCAAUUGGUUACUCAAUUCGAAAUCAAGUCUUCCUUCAUCAUCUAUUCUCAAAAAAUUCAUUAAAUCAAUCAAACUGGAUAACUCAAAUUCAAACUCAGAGCCUGACAUGUUUCCCGGAAUCCUGGAUCGCAUUAGAAUAGCCUGUAACCCCCAGGUAUCAGUGAGAGUUCGCGGGGAAUGGUUUGCCGUUCCUUGCACCAAGACAUCCACCACGGUGCGUAUCCUAGGGGAGGAGGCACUGAAAAGAUACCAAAAAUUGAAGCCUCUUAGUUCUCAUGUUUCUGGAAGAGAGGAGACGAUCUAUCAAAUCCGCAAAACUAAAGGAGGAGCUCUCUUGGAUCCUGAUGAUGAAGUGGGUUAUGUUCUUGAUGACAACGACUUCGUUUCAGUCGUUUUGGAGACAGAUAGACCAAAUCCAGUUACUGCACCAGCUGAAAUUCAUUAUGUACCUGAGCAAGUACCUGGAAAGUUCACAGCUCCCUCUGAAUAUAUAACUCUUGAUGGCUACAACUUAGCACCAGAAGAUCUAUUAAAACUUGGAAAGGGGCUCUAUAAAAUAAGACUGAGCGUGGAUUCUCAAGAAAGAGUUACCCGUUCCAGAGGAUUGCUAGAAACAAUUUUAAAACAAAACAAAGUGGCAUACGGUGUUAAUACAGGAUUCGGGAAAUUUGCUAAUACAGUUAUUAGUGAUGAAAAAAUUAUUGAACUUCAAGUAAAUUUGAUUAGAUCACAUUCUGCAGGUGUUGGUCAACCGUUAAGUCCUGAAAAAACAAGAAUGUUGAUGGCCUUGCGCAUUAAUGUUCUGGCAAAAGGAUACAGCGGAAUAUCUCUGGGUACUAUCAAGCAAGUUGUUGAUGCUUUCAAUGCUUCUUGUUUGCCAUGGGUGCCAGAAAAAGGAACCGUUGGUGCCAGUGGAGACUUGGCACCUUUAGCUCAUCUGGCCUUGGGUCUCAUUGGGGAAGGCAAAAUGUGGAGUCCAGAAUCUGGAUGGGGUGAAGCUAAAUAUGUUCUUGAAAGUCAUAAUUUGAAGCCCAUAUCUCUUGGCGCUAAGGAGGGCAUUGCUUUAUUGAAUGGAACACAACUCAUCACUUCAAUUGGCGCCGAAGCAUUACAGAGAGCAGAAAAUAUUGCUAGACAAGCUGAUGUAGUUGCUGCUCUGUCACUAGAAGUAUUGAAAGGAACUACAAGAGCAUUUGAUGGAGAUAUUCAGAAAGUUCGUCCUCAUCGUGGUCAAUCACAAGUAGCUAAACGAUUAAGAUCUUUACUUCACUCGGACACACAUCCUUCAGAAAUGGCCGAGAGUCACAGAUUUUGCAACAAAGUUCAGGAUGCUUACACGCUGAGAUGUUGCCCACAAGUCCAUGGCAUUGUUCAUGACACAUUGGAGUUUGUAAGAGACAUCAUCACUACUGAAAUGAAUAGCGCCACAGAUAAUCCCCUUGUGUUCGUAGAAAGAGAAGAAAUCAUUUCUGGUGGGAACUUCCACGGUGAAUACCCUGCAAAGGCUUUGGAUUACCUUGCCAUUGCAGUUCAUGAAUUAGGUAGCAUGAGUGAAAGAAGAUUAGAGAGACUAAUAAAUCCAGCCCUCAGUGGUCUACCUGCCUUUCUUGUCAAAGAUGGUGGAUUAAAUUCAGGAUUCAUGAUUCCACAUUGUACAGCUGCGGCUUUAGUUUCAGAGAACAAAGUUCUUUGCCAUCCCGCAUCAGUUGAUUCUUUGCCAACUAGUGCGGGAACUGAAGACCACGUCUCAAUGGGAGGAUUUGCAGCCAGAAAAUCACUAAUGGUGGUUGAGAACGUUGAAAGAGUAAUUGCUAUCGAAUUAUUUGCUGCUUGUCAAGCUAUAGAAUUUUUAAGACCUCUGAAGACAACAGCUCCCCUAGAAGCUAUUUAUGAAAUCGUCAGAACAGUUGUAAAGCCUUUGGAUAAAGAUCGUUUCAUGGCUCCGGACAUCGAUGCAGUGACUGAACUUCUCCGCGACGAAAAGAUCUGGAAUGCAGUGAAACCACACAUGGAUCGCUAUUUCAUGGAACAAGGUGUUGAAACCAGGCCCUCUUCACCCACAACAAGCAGUACACACAGUAGUCAGAGUAUCUAUGCUUACAAAAAACGUCGCCAUACCAGCAAUGGCUCCAAUGGCUACUCUGAAAGUUACCUUGUCACAUAUGAUGGUGAGGAAGAAUUGAAUCACAAAAUGCCAAUGAAAAGCUUAAGACCAUUGUAUGCGGUGGAAGAAUGAAACACUAAAAAGAAUAUGCCGAUUAAAAAAAUAUCCGGACUAAUACGUUUUAACGUAUAAGGAUAUAUAAAUUAUGAUUUUAUAUUGAGAGAGUUUCAAUGAUUCUAAAUAUAUUGUUAUACUCAAAUUAAAAGCAAAGUUAAAAAAACAUUUAUUAAAAAAUUGUGAUUGACAUAAACUUUAAAUUCUUCAUAUUAAAACAAGAAACAUCAAGAAAAUAAGUGGCGUGUAGUAUUUACUUUAUGAAUAUUAAAAGGGGUUAAUUAUUUUAUAGGGACUACUCUAUUAUAACAGCCUUUCAUCUAGCAAUAAAUAUUUUUUUUUAAAUUCUAUUCUGUUAGCAUAUUUUAAAACACUAUGUUUAAAGUUUUUAGAAUGAUUUUAGUAUGUUUCGAAAUUUUAUAUUUCUUUCAGUACAUUUUUUACCCACGCAAAGUUUGAAUUGGCCAAAAUGAUCGGAAGAAGAUAAAAACUUAUUUCUUUUUUAAAUAUCACUAAUUUUGAAAAUAUUCUUAUUCCAUGUGAUACCAAAAAAAAAAAAAACUUUUAUAAAUAUAUUUUUUUUAAAAACAUUCAGUUCCUAUUCUAUUUAAGAUUUAGAAGCGAAGGUGCAGUAUAAGUAUAUAAGCAAUAAAAUGCUACACUAUUAAACUAGAAAAGCUAAAAAAUAAACAAAAAAAGGAUUUAACCACUUAUAAAUAAUUAAAUGUUAUUAUAAAAAUCGCAUUUCUUACAAUAACAUAAGCAAAAAUAUUCAUACCGUAGUUAACAUUUCGAACACGUACCAUAACUACAUUUUAAAAAAAGUACCAUAUUUUGAAUAGCUAGUGUUAAGCAUCGUCAAAUGGGAUUUGUUUCAUAACACAUUAACUGUAGGUGUUUUAUUAAAACUAAGUUCGUAAAUAAAAUGU